AUGAACUUCAAAUCUGAUAAAUUUACUUACAAAGCUUACACUUAUACCAGUAGUACAAGUGGAGUUAAACUUGGUGAUAUUUCUAUCAAAUUAGAGAAACAAAGUGAUGGUAGUUAUAAUGUUCCAGCUGAUAAAGUUUUAAUCAAAGUCCAUGCUGCUGCUUUGAAUUUGUUUGAUGUCAAAUUAUAUAACUUAGCUGUAUGGCCGAUCCAUUAUUUUACUGGUAAACGAGGUCUUGGUGAAGAUUAUAGUGGUAAGAUUGUUGCAAUUGGUUCAAAGGUGAAACUGGCUGGUAAGUUUAAAGUUGGUGAUUUAGUUCAAGGAUUCUUUGUUGGGUUUGUUCCAAAUGGUACUUUUAGUGAGUACAUAUUAGUUGAUACUAGCGUUAAAACUGAAGGUGAAUUUACUCAUGUUGUUAAGAAUCUUUCAUUAACUGAUGCCUGUUCUUGGCCUGAAGUUUACGGUACAGUGAAUAGAAUUACAGCUGGGCUUGACUUGAAAGAUAAGAAAAUAUUGGUUCUUGGUGGUGGUAGUUCUAUUGGUAGAUACCUUAUUCAAUAUCUUAAAUUAGAAGGGGCUAGAGAGAUCUAUGCAACCGCUUCAUCAAGGUCUGCCGCACUCGCCAAAGAAUUAGGUGCCAAAGGAACAAUCGAUUAUACUAAAGGCUCCAUCCUUAAUCCUGUUUUAGAGUUAGUUCACAAAAGUGAACCAUUUGAUAUCAUUUUAGAUUGUGUUGGAGGUAAUGAAUUAUUUCCCAAGAUUACUGAUAUCCUUCCCAAAUCUGGUGGUCAUUAUAAUACUGUUGUAGGUGAUUCAACGGCUACUAAAUUAUCGAUUUCGAAAAUCAGGCUCCACUUGGGUAGUGUCAGAAGAGCAAAGUCAUCUGAUAAUAAUAAAUUGCCUUAUAGUUAUAAAUUUCUUUUGGGACAUUUUGAGCCUGGUUGGAUUGAACGUGGAAAACAAUUGAUUGAAGAAGGGAAAUUGAAACCGUUUAUUGACCGUUAUUAUAAGUUUUCUGAGUUGGAGAAAGGACUUGCUUAUUUGGAAGCUGGUAAAGUCAGUGGUAAGAUUAUUCUUAAAGUCGAAGAAGAUUAA
Molecule: messenger RNA, 1095 nt
Organism: Scheffersomyces coipomensis
Lineage: Eukaryota; Fungi; Ascomycota; Pichiomycetes; Serinales; Debaryomycetaceae
Exons: 1
Coding region: 1-1095 (364 amino acids)
Cellular component (GO): mitochondrion
Molecular function (GO): oxidoreductase activity
Source: RefSeq, a predicted model, not a curated record